Molecule: messenger RNA, 6776 nt
Organism: Colossoma macropomum (tambaqui)
Lineage: Eukaryota; Metazoa; Chordata; Actinopteri; Characiformes; Serrasalmidae
Gene: sntg1
Product: syntrophin, gamma 1
Exons: 20
Coding region: 870-2447 (525 amino acids)
Cellular component (GO): intracellular anatomical structure; dystrophin-associated glycoprotein complex
Molecular function (GO): protein binding; structural molecule activity
Source: RefSeq, a predicted model, not a curated record
CGCGAAGCAGCUCGUGGCGGUUACUACCACCCAAAAUAUCUACCGCAUUGAGGAGAGCCGAGCAGAUGUUGUUUCCCAAACCAGCCGUUACUGAAUGCGGCUUUUGUGCCCAAAACGGUGGCAUUUUUUCGUGUGAAAAACUUGGAAUUGCAUAAAGGAGGAUAAUUGAAUAUACCGAGGUACUGAGACGAGCAGCGAGUGAGCGAGAGAGACAAAAAGAAAAAGCCGCUUGUAAAAUUUCAGUCAGUCAUUACAGACAGUGGGGCAGUGAGCGAGGAGAGUUAAAGCCGCGCGGAGGAUGUGGGCGAGGAGACUAGACGGCGGUGCUGCUCCCGUCACAAAAUGUAAAACGAGAAUACGCUUAUAACGUGCUAAUAGGGGGAUUUUGACGUCUUUUUUCUCCCGUCCUUGCCAGUCAGCGCUGGAGUGGGCUAAAGUGGGCUGUGCCAUAGUGUCCGUUUCGAUGUGGGAGUUAAGCCUGUGUCAUGGGCUGAAACGGUCAAAUCAAGAAUUCAAGAGGGAAUAAAGAAAGCAGUCCACUGGAACCAACAGCAAAUCACCACCUGUUAACAGAAGAGCAACAGGUGGGACUCCGGUGGCAGAGGCUGAGGGACCUCUAGACAGACCCAAGGCACCUUCAGCCCAGCCAGACCACUUUUGCCUCAUGGCAUGACCUCCACACUCACUGUGCCGUGGAUCAUUCUGUGGAGGUAAAAAAACAAACAUUUGUUAAGACAAUCUAGAUUUCAUCUUCCAGGAUAGAAGGACCUCAAAUGAUGAAAUAUCUUGUGGAAGAAUGGUGUUGUCGAGUGGUGCCCAGUAGAGUUCUAGAGACUGCUGAAAGGGCUUUUCCCCUCUGACAUUAGCACAUGGAUUUCAAGACCGCAAAUGAAGAGAUAAAGACGGGGAUUUAUCUGCUGCAAGAUGGUAAUGAAGAGCCCUUCAAUAUCCGAUUGCACUUGGCCAAAGACAUUCUGACCAUUCAAGAGCAAGACGUCAUUUGCGUAUCUGGAGAACCAUUCUACUCAAGUGAAAGAACUGUAACAAUACGACGGCAGACAAUAGGAGGAUUUGGCUUGAGUAUAAAGGGUGGUGCAGAACACAAAAUCCCUGUUGUGAUUUCUAAAAUAUCAAAAGAACAGAAGGCUGAGCUCUCUGGUCUUCUGUUCAUAGGGGACGGGAUUCUCCAGAUUAAUGGGAUAAAUGUGAGGAGUUAUCGUCAUGAAGAAGUGGUUCAGGUUUUACGGAAUGCUGGGGAAGAAGUCACUCUGACUGUAUCUUUCCUGAAGAGGACCCCUGCCUUUUUAAAGCUGCCACUCUGUGAAGACUGCACGUGUGUACCAAGUGAUCAGAGUAGUGGGACUUCAUCUCCGCUGUGCGACAGUGGACUACAUCUGAACUAUCACCCUAACAAUACAGACACCCUGUCUUGCUCGUCUUGGCCUACGUCACCAGGGCUGCGCUGGGAGAAGCGAUGGGUGGAUCUGCGGCUAAUACCCCUGCUCCAUGCUCGCCUGUCACAGUAUGUCCCCGGCUCUGACAUCUGCAGGCAAAAUGCCUUUCAAGUCAUUGCAGUGGAUGGGGUGUGCAGUGGGAUAAUUCAGUGCCCCAAUGCUGAAGAAUGCACAGACUGGCUCCAAGCAAUAGCAUCAAACAUAUCUGCUCUAACAAAGCACAAUGUGAAGAAAAUCAAUAGAAACUUUCCUGUAAAUCAGCAGAUCAUUUACAUGGGCUGGGUGGAUGAGAGAGAGCAAGACUUGGUUCAGGACCGAAUGUACACACCAAAGUUCCUGGCUUUGAGAGGUUCAUCUCUUUUUAAAUUCUCAGCACCACCGGUAACGACUUGGGACUGGACCAGAGCUGAACAAAGCUUUACUGUCUAUGAGAUCAUGUGCAAGAUUCUCAAGGACGGGGACCUGUUGGACAAGAGGAGGCAGUGUUUCAGCCUGCAGACGGACACAGGCGAAGAUGUGGUGUUCAGUGUGGAGCUGGAGAGUGAGCUUCUGCUCUGGGAGAAGGCCUUCCAGAUGGCAACCUUCUUUGAGGUGGAGAGAAUACAGUGUAAAACAUACGCGUGUAUCAUGGAGAGCCAUCUCAUGGGACUUACCAUAGACUUCAGCAUGGGCUUUGUCUGCUUCGAUGCUGCAUCAAAGGCGGUACUGUGGCGGUACAAGUUCUCCCAGCUCAAAGGAUCCUCCGAUGACGGCAAGAGCAAAAUCAAGUUUCUCUUCCAAAAUCAAGACACAAAACUUAUUGAGGCAAAGGAACUGGAAUUCUCCAAUCUUUUUGCUGUGCUCCACUGCAUCCAUGCUUUUUUCGCUGCCAAAGUGGCAUGUCUGGAUCCUAUGUUUGUGGGCAGUCAGAACGCUGCCACGGCCAAUGCAGUUGGCACUCUGACCUCUGUUACCUCUAUGACACAGGCUUCGAAGUUAAAAUAUUCAAGUUGACAGACUCUCGCUGUCCCUCCUCUCUCAUUCCACUCCACGACAGAACAGUUUUCUGCCGACCUACCCAGAAAGGAGCCCAAGAUUGCCUGAUUCAAACAGAGACUCUAAAUUCAGCCUGUGAAGAUAACAGAAGAGUUUUAGAAACACUGAAGGGCCUUUUGGGCAUCAUGAGAAAAUUCAAGUCUGCUUGCAUUGGUACAAUAUCAUAUUUUGAAUAUGGAUUUUUAUCAUACAACAUAUGGGCUGCAGGCAAAAUGUAUCAUGGAGCCUUCAGGAUGCUCAGCUGUGUCAUGGAUACAAAACGAUUAGAACAUUCAUUAGUUCUUUCCCUUUCUAUAUUGCAUAAAUUGCAGUAUGUAUGUUUAUAUUCUAUUAAUGUUAGUAUUUCCUAACAGUGCUUUGAAUCCUUUCUUAAAUUAGAUUAAUCAGAUUGAGAGGGAUGUAUUACAUAACUGCCAUGAAGUAUUCUUGGCCCAGGUCAAGGUGUGAGGUAAGGGAUAUCAAAUAAGAUUGAAAGAUACCGUGCCCUCCACAGUUCUUGCCCCACUUGGUACAAAUGAGGAAAAAAUGUUGAUCUUACAAUAUGAAAGAAACAUAACUUGAAAAUAUUCAAGUCAAUAUUCCAGUCAAAAAAGAAAAUGACUCAAAAGCCUCCAGCAGAACUGUUAGAUGCCCAAGACUUGUUGUCUUCAGAUCUGAAUAAAUCCACAGGUGUUUCUGUCCAUCCUUCCACUGUGAGAAGUCAACUCAGCACUAUGGGUCUGAUAUGGAUGGAUGUUUAGCUACCAAGAAGCUGUUACUGCGUGAAUGAAAUAACAAAAAAUAAAAAAUUUGCACCAAAAAAUUUGCACCAAAACUGGACAUCUGAUAUGAGUAGAUUAAGGUUUUAUAGACUAAUGAGUCUAAAUUCAAGAGCUUUGGCAAUAACAUCAAACCAGCAGACCAAAGCAAUGAUAAACUCUUCGAAACAUCUGCAACUAUCAUUCAGACAUGGUGGGGGAUCAGCACAUGUUUGGGCAUGUAUAACAACUGGAGGUGCAGUCACACAAACAUGAAAAUCAUGUAAUUUCCAUAGAGUGUACACAGUUUCUAAUUUUCAUCACUGACAUAUCACAGUUCAUAUAAUCAUAUGAGAUAAUUUAUAAACAGUGGUAACUAUCUCCUCUGUAAUCGUGGCUCACAUACUGCUAUGCUAUGUCUUGUUUCAUGAGGAACUGUAAUCUUCCACUUUGCUGUUGUUUUUAUUUAUUAAAAUAACCUGAUUAUUCAUUAUCAUUGCUGAUUCAUCAAGCAGGGGUGGAUUUAGUGAUUCUAGAGCGCUAGACAAAAGAUAGAAAUGAGACCCCCUGGAUGUACAUUUUUAAAUGAUUUGAGGCUCUGGGCUCCUGAUUUGCACAACUGUCUAUACUGCGAAAAAAAAUCUUGACAUGUGAAAUCUUCUUAGGUCUAGUUGAUAGAUCUAAUAUUUCUCAUUUUGAGAUGGAUGCAAGAAUUAAAUGUGAAAUCGUUCUACUGUAUUGUAAGAUAACUUUGCUUGUUUUAAGAAAUAAUGCUUAACACAAGCAAAAUUAUCUGUCAGUACAGUGAGAUAACUGGUACAGAGUAACAUAGUAAAGAAUUGAUUAAUGAGAUUGCUUUUUUCCAGGAAGUAAUAAGUAAUGUAAUUUUGAGAGAAGUAAACAGGAACUUGUAGCAGAUUACUUUUUUGAGUAAUUACCCAGCACUGGAGCUAUCUAUAUAAUUUUAAAGCUAGCAUGAUGUACAGUCUGCUGAGGCAGUGCAGCACUCUGUUCUGACUGAAAAAGCUUUUAGAGCUUUAGAGUGUAGCAGCAAACUUUUGUUUUUCUUUUUGCUUUUUACCUGGUGUACUUGGAUGACUUUUAUUAGAUUUUUCCUCUCAACACCCAAACAAUCACACAGAAGGACCUCCUCUCCAUUAUGUAGAUCAUCACCUAAUUGCCUUGUUCUUACCAGCCUGUCUUUAUUUAUCAUGUAACAACAUGGAAUAGUCCAUUAUAACCCUUACUGGGGAGGGACUGUAUAGAACUUACUGAAAAUAAUGACUACAAUAGCAGCAAUUAAAAAACGGAUAUAUAAUGGAUAUAUGCUUCAGGUUAUUUAACAUCAGCCCAUACAGUAUAUCUAAUUUGUAGUUUCAUGGGAUCUUAGGCGGCUGCUUACCUUUGCCUAAUGCAAAGACCACCCCUGUCAAGAAAGUAGAUUCUUGAUGAGCACUCAUCCAUGCAAAAUCUAUCCUGAUCUCUCCUUUUUCUCAAAGAGGUUCAUGUCAGGGGACUGGAAUCAAAGGCCCAGUGUUAUGGAUCUGAAGUCUGAGUCCAUGGUGCCGUAUUUCUAACAGACCCUUUGGAGAAAAAUAGCCCAACAUCAUCAUCACAGAUCCACCACUAUACUUCACAGUGGAGACUUUUCUACAUGAACUUCACUGUUCUUAGUCCAAAGCCACCCCUGUUCGUUGCCCAAAGCUCCAUUUUGGUUCAUCUGACCAUUAAAUUCAUUAAAGUCCCAGUAAUGUGUUACAAACUCCAAGCACUUACAUUUGUGGUUUGACACGUUUAUAGCAAGUUUCCAAACAGUUUACUGGCUAAGAGGUGAUGUUUGAUCGUUGUUUUGAAGACUUGGUGACGCCAGGAUGCAAUCAUUGGGGCAAAAUACACAUCAUCUUUGAGACAGGUUCAUCUCAGCUUCAGUUGUUUUGAACUUCUUAAUUAUUGCCCUAAUUGUAAACAUGUCUUUUUUUAUUUAUGUAUUCUGUGAGGAACAUUUUAGCGACUGAGUGUUUGGCCUGCAUGUCACUUUACAUUUAUUUGUCUUUAUGCAUUUAGUUUUUCCAUUGAAUGAUAUUAGCUCACAAAAGGUUAUACUUUUCUCAUAUUUUCAAAGUUGAUAUUUUUUUUCAUUUUUACCAGUGGGUGUCAGUUGUUUCUGGUGGGCACUGUAGUUACUCAAUUAAUAAGACUAUGUCUCAGAAAGUAAACUAGUUCAGAGAGAGAUGAGUUAUGGGUUAAGCCUUACCUUUUUAAAACUACAUUUAUUUCUGGUCCCUUCUUGUCAUUUUCUUCAGUUUGUCUACCUUUAAAAUUAUCGAUAAAAGAGGCAGACAGUAAAAUGCCUGGCCUUUUUAAUUCAACAUUUUUAAUAUGAAGGAUCUUACACAACAAACAGUGGCAAGUACCAAAAUGAAAUGGCAAGAUUAGAGAACGCAAAGCCAUGAUGUGGAUGAUGUACAAAUGUACUCAGAUAUUGUUCAUUUUGCUAAUAUUGAUGAGGUACGAAUUAAAUACAGAAAUGACUACUGUAUACUGUUCAGGCUUCAGGUUUGAACUGUGAGGAAAUCUGGGACUGUUUCCCAAGAAAAAUGUCUGUUUGUACCAUCCUUCUUCUAACGUGCUGCUUCUAAAGCUUUAUCGGAGAUCUGUACAAGUGUGUGGUCUUAUUCUUACAGCUGUUGCCCUUUAAUUUUCCUGCCCAUUACCUUAAUAUAGACCAAGCAGAGUAUUGUGACCCAGUGUACAAAAAGACUCAAUCAUUUUAUAGUAAUGCUUUGUACAUAAUAGAUCUCCUUGUUAUGAUGCUGUCAUUUCAAGCAUGCUGGUAUCAUAAGACGGAAAGAGGACUUUACGACAAGCAAAGGAAGUAUGUAGCACCGUGGCCCAUAAUGUUCAAUCUUGGCAGAAGCUGUGCAACCCCAAAUGUGUUUUUCUUUGUUUUUGGUUUUACUACAUUAAGCAGGCAGGCUUCUUAUUGUAUAUGCGUGAUUAAAAAAAACAGUAUGACCAACUGUAGCAUAGAACGAGAUUAGUGGUUUUCUUUUUUCCCUUAGUUUGUUCAUUUUUCCCCCUAUUGUAUUUUACUACUGUGGAUUACUAUUCAUUUGUCUAAUAAGGUGCUCAGAACCAUUAGUAAUGUACCUGAAGUAAAUGCAUUAUUUAAAAAAAAAUCUGAAUAUGUUGGAUUACCCACUUUACUGUUAGAUGAAGUUGCUCUCUUAGUUUUGGGCGUAUAGGAGAUAGCAAAAACAGAGAUUAGGUUUGCAAUAAUUACACCCUUUUUAAGUGCUAUAGCACUUGGAGACUAAUUCCACAGUCAGUGCCCUGCUUUAAAGUGUGUUAAAGACUAUGCAAAAAAAAAGAACGUUUCUUGAUGGCAUUUAUUCUGUACGAGGAAAACUUGACACGUCCCUGGAUUAGCUUUGAUAUAAUAUGACAUAGAGGUUGAAAAAGUAUUCUUUUAUUUUUGGCAACUGCUGCUGGUUUUAAUAAAGAUGUAUAGUGUACUUACUAAAAUAAAGGUUUUAUAACGUAUGGUCUA